AUGUCCAGGUUAAGCACAAGUUUUGAUCUUCUUGGCUUGGCGGAGUUGGAAAGAUAUAAAUUCGUCUAUGCCGUCUUAGCUCUUUUCCUCUACCUCUUCACCAUCACCAUAUGCUGUUUGAUCGUCUACGUGGUCUGGGCUGAAGAAACGCUCCACGAGCCCAUGUACGUCUUCAUAAGUAACCUGGUCAUCAAUGGAAUCUACGGGAGCUCCGUUGUACUCCCCAAGAUAAUUGUUUCCUUGCUGUCUGGCUCUCGGACUACCUGGUUUCUUGAGUGCCUCAUCCAGGCUUUUGGCAUUCACAGUUUUGCUGCCGUCGAAUUGUUUACCUUCACUGUCAUGGCUCAGGACCGAUAUUUGGCCAUCGGUCAACCGCUGAGAUAUCCAAUUUUCAUGAACAACGAUAAAGCCAUUAAACACAUUAUCUCGAGCUGGGUGGUCGCCUUUAUUGUGGUCCUCAUACCGGUGACAAUGAGUGCGUUCCUCCACAUGUGCGGCGUAAAUAUUAACAAUGUAUUUUGUGAUAACACGUCAUUCAUUAUGCUGGCCUGUGGAGGAGCUUCGGUCAAUAAUAUCUUUGGAGCUGUUGAGGCUUUUUCGAUAAAUAUCAUCUGUCUCCUGGUCAUCAUUUACUAUUACAUCAGGACAUUCGUGAUUUGUCUGAAGUUCUCUAGAGAGGCCUAUCAGAAAGCUGUCCGCACUCUGGUCACACACCUAACUGCAUUUUCCACGGUCAUUAUCUCCAGUUUCUUUGUUUUAUUGAGAUACCGGAUAAAUGGCGGGUCUAUUUCUCUUGCGGCUCACGUCGUGAUAUCAGUCUUUGGAGCGGUCACCCCGACUACCCUUAACCCUCUCAUUUAUGGUUUCCGGACGGAAGCCCUAAAACUGAAAAUUAUCCGAAGGUUAAAGAAAACCACAGGACGUGGCAAUGUGCUGACAUCAUAG
This is a messenger RNA of Nanorana parkeri, 945 nucleotides long. Its product is annotated as olfactory receptor 4D5-like. Gene Ontology annotation, cellular component: membrane. Gene Ontology annotation, molecular function: olfactory receptor activity; G protein-coupled receptor activity. Bases 1 to 945 code for a protein of 314 amino acids. The transcript has a single exon. The record is from RefSeq and is a predicted model, not a curated record. Gene Ontology annotation, biological process: G protein-coupled receptor signaling pathway. Lineage: Eukaryota; Metazoa; Chordata; Amphibia; Anura; Dicroglossidae.